This is a messenger RNA of Pisolithus orientalis, 660 nucleotides long. RefSeq lists its product as uncharacterized. The record is from RefSeq and is a predicted model, not a curated record. Lineage: Eukaryota; Fungi; Basidiomycota; Agaricomycetes; Boletales; Pisolithaceae. The coding region runs from base 1 to 660 and encodes 219 amino acids. The transcript is spliced from 2 exons.
AUGUCUCACCCCCUUACCCCUCCUCCAAGUUCUCCACAAACCCAUCAAUAUGAAUAUCACAAGGGAUCUCCCUCCCAAGUUCCUCCCUCACCUCCACAGAGCCUCAGCACUGAGGAAGUGCAGAUGCCACUUCAACUUCACAACAAGAGUUACCCAGGGGACAAUCUUUCUGUGUCCAUCCCUCCUGCUGCUCAUAAUCUGUCAGCUUGUGUUAAGCAUUCUCAUGCCAAGUUCACACCUUACAGCAAGCCCAGUGCUAUCAAGCUCCACUUUGCUGAGAAGCAACUCCAUGCUCUUACUACUGCUUGGGAGAUCAAGGCUAUCAACCACUGGAGAGAUUUCCUCCUUGCAAUGCAAGAAGAAGAGACUCAGUUCCUUCAGUCAACUAAAGAUCUCCAGUUUUUCAAGGAUAUCAUGGAGCAUCACUCAGUCAGUCAAUUGGAAGAGGAGGAAGAGUACCACAUUGGGGCUUAUGGACAGGAUUUAACACUGCUUGCAUUGGAGGAUGAACACCUCAACCAGAUGGAGGAAGUCACAGGUAAACUCAAAGACAACAAAGUGCUCGACUCCAAAGAUAAUCUGAUGGCCUUCUUGGCCACUUCCAUUAAUGUUGAUGAAAGUGACACAGAUAUGAGUGAAGAAGAUGAAAGCAAAAAUUGA